Molecule: messenger RNA, 1977 nt
Organism: Lucilia sericata (common green bottle fly)
Lineage: Eukaryota; Metazoa; Arthropoda; Insecta; Diptera; Calliphoridae
Product: tensin-1-like
Exons: 2
Coding region: 75-1934 (619 amino acids)
Molecular function (GO): protein binding
Source: RefSeq, a predicted model, not a curated record
GCUUUCAGAUCUAGGCGCAAAGUGCUAUUUUAAAAUAAAAGAUGUUUUAUAUUUUAAUUUGGUAAAGUUAACAAAUGACCACAAUAGAAACAUCAAGAAAUCUGUUAUUGAAUGAAAAUGAUAACAAGUUGAAUUAUGAAAUAUCAUGCGAAUCAGACGAUAGUGAAAAUGAAAUUCCUUACCAUGCCAGAGAACAUGCACAACCCUUUACAUAUGGGAACUUGCCUAAAGGAUUUAAGAGAAGUGAUCUAAAUCAUGUGGACAUAGAGGAAUUGCCAGAGUCCUCGAAAGUCUCUAUGGCUUCACAUUUUUUACCACCCAGCCCGCCUGUACAGAAGCGUGAUUUAAAUCAUGUGAGUAUUGAAGAGCUACCCGAAUCUCCAAAAGCAAAUAAGGCACCAACUAUGUUUCCCCCAAGUCCCUCCAUGUUGAGAAGAACCGGGCGUCCAAGCAUUUCUCCGUCAAGACCGGUUUUGAAGAAAACACCAUCACGUGAAGAAUUUGAGGAAAUGCUACGAGAACGCCGAGAACAAUCUCUGAGGGAACAAAACCAUGCUCUUAAAGAAGCUCAAAAUGCUGCCAUACAAAAAGAUUUGGACGAGCUUCAAGAAAAAUUAAACAAGCGAUCAUUACAGUUACAAUCAUAUGAUGUUGCUGACGGUUAUAAGGAAAAUCCAUGUAGAGAGAUUGUCAAACAUGUGGAAACAGUCGAUUUGCCAGAUGAAAAAGAUCAUAACAAUGUCACUAGAAGUACAAUAUCUACUGCUAUAGUUGAGACACAGAGUAAAUAUGAACCUGCACUUAUUCUUGCAGAACCUAGUCGACCGGAAACUCCAGCUUUUCCAGUUUCAAGCAAGUAUUCAAUUGAAGAUCGUUGUGUUAGUCCCUAUCCCAUGAUAACACCCGGCUCCCCUUCACUUCAGCGUGUGCAAACCGUUACAAUUAAUACCAAGGAGCGUCAUUCACCUCUUAAAUUUCCAGCAUUAAUUUCAGCUAAUAAAAAGGCAAAAGCAACUGAAAAACAAAUUGCAGAAACGCCACAAGACGUGGCACCUCAUUUAGUAAAAUUUGCCAGAGAUUCUUCGGAAUAUUGGUAUAAACCACACAUGACGAGAGAAGAAGCCGUAGCUUUACUACGACAAGCUCCACCUGGAACAUUUAUCAUACGGAACUCAACAACAUAUAAAAAUGCCUUUGGUUUGGUUUUAAGAGUUUCUAAAGCACCUCAAGGUGCAGUAAUACCUGAAAAUAGUACAAACAGUGAUGUACUAGUACGCCAUUUCCUUUUGGAACCAACGACUCGAGGUGUACGGCUAAAAGGCUGUUCUAAUGAACCCACGUUUACUUCACUAUCAGCCUUAGUUUACCAACACUCUAUCAACCAGUUAGCUCUGCCUUGCAAACUUAUUAUUCCCACUAGGGACUUAAUGCUCUCGCCUGAAGAUGCCGAACUAAUGCACAGUCAAAAACAACUUCUGGAACAAGGAGCUGCUUGCAAUGUUUUGUAUUUAUUUAGUAUGAAUAUGGAGUCAUUGACUGGAGAUGAAGCCAUACGUAAAACAGUGAAUGAAAUGUAUGCACAAUCAGCUCUACCAUCUCCCAUAGAGGUACAUUUUAAAGUGUCACAAAACGGUAUUACUUUAACCGAUAAUAAGAGACUUAUGUUCUUCCGCCGACACUAUACGCCUAACAAUAUUUCCCAUAUAGCAAUGGAUCCCGAUAACCGUUUUUAUACUGUUUUGGCUUUCGAUGACGGCUUAGAACGCACCAUUAAUAAAUCCAUAUUUGCAUUUGUAGCACGCCCCUCUACAGGAAGCAGAGAUAAUCAGUGCCACAUAUUUUGUGAUCUGGCCGCAACACAACCAGCAUCUGCAAUUGUUUCAUUUGCGCACAAGGUGCUACGUUUCAAUAAGAAUAACCACCAAAUGUUAUAGAUUAAGUGGUAUUUUAGUAAAUAAAAGUAUUUUUUAUUUUCAA